This is a messenger RNA of Saccoglossus kowalevskii, 687 nucleotides long. RefSeq names its product transforming growth factor-beta receptor-associated protein 1-like. The record is from RefSeq and is a predicted model, not a curated record. Gene Ontology annotation, biological process: autophagy; endosomal vesicle fusion; vesicle-mediated transport. Lineage: Eukaryota; Metazoa; Hemichordata; Enteropneusta; Harrimaniidae. Gene Ontology annotation, cellular component: cytoplasm; membrane.
GGAGAGUUUUUGUUAAGUGGUCCAAAUGCACUUGGUAUGUUUGUUACUUGUGAAGGCAUAUCACAACGGCCACCAUUACAAUGGUCAAGUAGCGUCAUGGCAACAGGAUUCACGUUCCCAUAUGUGUCUGCACUAGAUGAUGAAUUUAUCACAGUUCAUAGUAUCUUAGAUCAACAGCAAAAACAGACCAUUCCAUUCCAGGGAGGGAAGGUGAUGAAUAAUUUUGAGGGGAGAUUAUUUGUUGCAUCCAAUAAAGAAGUCUAUUCUUUAGUGCCUGUGCCAGUCGAUAAACAGAUACAAGCCUUGCUGCAUGACAAGCGUGUUGAUGAGGCACUUGCUCUUGCCAAGAAUGCAAAACGAGCAGGGUUGAGUAAAGAUAAAUUCCUAAAGAUUUAUCGACGAAUUCAGCAGCAAGCUGGAUUCAUUGAAUUCUCACAGUUACGGUUCAAAGAAGCUGCUGAAUUGUUUAAAACUGGUGCUCUGGAUGUGAGAGAGUUAAUUAAUUUAUUUCCAUUACUACUGCCAGCAAACUCCAACUUUACAAGAUCUGUGCCACUUUUACAUGAAUUUGCAGACAUUAACCAAAUAGUACGACACGAUAAAGAGAAAUUAGCCAAAUGUAAAGAGUUCUUAAUUUCAUAUUUGAAAAAUAUUAGAUGUACUAGACUAACAGUUGGACACAGAGAG